Messenger RNA from Acytostelium subglobosum LB1, 1098 nucleotides. RefSeq lists its product as hypothetical. The coding region runs from base 1 to 1098 and encodes 365 amino acids. Gene Ontology annotation, cellular component: nucleus. Gene Ontology annotation, molecular function: histone binding. The record is from RefSeq and is a predicted model, not a curated record. The transcript is spliced from 4 exons. NCBI's taxonomy places the organism in Eukaryota, Evosea, Eumycetozoa, Acytosteliales, Acytosteliaceae.
AUGGAAAGUGUUAUUCAAGCAAAGAUUGGAAGUAGAGACCCAAAGGACAUACAACAGUUGGCGUUUGAUCUAAAACGAAUUCAGAGUCUUGCAGAGCUAGCACCCUGUCAACAGUUGGAGAUACUAUCACUCAACAACUGUUUCCUACAGUCAAUCGAUACACUACCUACAUUACCAAAGUUAAAGAAGCUUGAACUAAAUGACAAUAAAAUAUCAACUGGAUUGAAGGUGUUGGAGAAUUGUGUAGCAUUGGAAUCACUUAGUCUAAGUGGCAAUCUGAUAAAGACACAUGAGGACUUGGAACCUUUGAGUCAUCUAAAGAAGUUGAGAUACUUGGACUUGUUUGGAUGUCCAGUCACUAUAUUGCCAAACUACUCAAAGAACAUAUUCAAGUUGAUACCAUCUUUGAUAGUAUUGGAUGGAUUCAAUAAACAUGGACAAGAAGUAGACAUGGAGGAUGACGAUGAGGAGGAUAUCGAUGAUGAUGAUCAAGAGGAUGAAGGAGAAUUUGAUGAUAUCAUAGAUGAUGAUGAGGAGGAAGAGGAUGAUGAGAACCCAACUACAAAUGGACAUGGUACAAAUGGUGGACAACAAGAAGAGGAUGAUGAGGAUGAAGAGGACGAAGAGGAAGAGGAGGAAGAAGAAGAAGAAGAGGAGGGCGACGAAUCAGCAGAGGACCAUGUACAUGUCCCAACAACAACCACAUCAACAUCAUCAACAACUACAACAUCUACAUCAUCGACAACAACUACAACAUCAACUGCACCAUCAUCAUCCAGCAAGAAGAAGCGACCUGCACAGGACUCUGAUGAGUCGUCCAAUGAGGACUCGGAUCAGGACUACGUGCCCUCGGAGGAGAGCAGCGACGAGGAGGAAGAGGACGAAGACUCCAUCUACGAAGAGGAGGAAGAGGAAGAAUACGUCGAUGACUAUGGCGAUGAGGACAAGCUGGUGGCACACUACAAGGCGCUGCGAGAUGCCGGUGUCAAGCCUGGCGAGGAAAUUGGAGAUGACAGUGACGAAGACGAGGCAGAGGUUGGCAGCAAGAGGAAGAUAUCAUCAUCCUCCAAUCAGCCAACGAAGAAGCCAUCACACUAG